AUGGAAUUGCUAUCGUAUAUGAAAUCGUACUUUGGUGGUCUCCUCACACUUGGAUGGAGCCCAGAUGCGAAGUUAAUAGUAACUGGUGGUGAAGACGAUUUGCUCACUGUUUAUAAUGUUCAAGAGAAACGCGUGGUUUGUCGUGGUCAAGGACAUAAAAGCUGGAUUUCUCAGGUGCAAUUUGAUCCAUAUAUGUGUACUGUUGAUGGUGAACAUGAACUGAACGGACUAGGAGCUUUGGACAUCGGUUCAGAUGAUGAGAAAAUUGCUCAUUCCACAGGAAUCAUUCAAAACGGACAGGAUAGUAAUGCGCCUACUCCAGUUAUAAAACCAAAUGUGCGUAGACCUCCUUUGCAAACAUCUUCCUUUUCGCGAUGCUCUUUCGCUUCAUUUGGUACAAUUAAUGGAACUGGUCGUGGCUGUGGCGGUGCGUGCUGCUAUCGUAUAGGCAAGUGUUGGCAUGACUUACGAAAGCCUGUGUCUUGUGGGCAUAUAACGGAGGAUAUGUGA
Molecule: messenger RNA, 510 nt
Organism: Cooperia oncophora
Lineage: Eukaryota; Metazoa; Nematoda; Chromadorea; Rhabditida; Trichostrongylidae
Source: the annotation of a GenBank genome assembly